Asterias rubens (European starfish) is the source of this 4115-nucleotide messenger RNA. Its product is annotated as vicilin-like seed storage protein At2g18540. The transcript has 7 exons. Bases 338 to 1855 code for a protein of 505 amino acids. NCBI's taxonomy places the organism in Eukaryota, Metazoa, Echinodermata, Asteroidea, Forcipulatida, Asteriidae. The record is from RefSeq and is a predicted model, not a curated record.
CAAGGGUAGUAAUUGUAAAUACUUGUUCUUUAUCGCGGGUAGUACGUGUGUGCCCUGCUGUCUGCUAUAUAGUGCUACCAUGCAAAGAAGAGCUGCCGUUUCUCCGUCUGUCAUUUUCUACCCAGCUGGAAAGAAUCUUUAUGUUAUGAAUAGCAGGUUGAUGACUUACUCUUCCUGAACUAUAGCACUCUACUCUUAGUUAGCUCUGAUAUGUCCAGUAAAUCACGCCCAUCGAAUUCCACAAGCAUCUGGCAUCAUUGACUUGAAGCUUCUGCAGGUUGAGCAUUAAUAAACAGAGCUACAAUAUCCAUUCUACUCGUCCCUACCAGGCUGAGACAUGCCACCACAGAAGAUUUUGACCAGUGAGGGCAUCAGUGGGGUGCUCAACUUGAAGGUCGGAAAGGCGGGGCGGAGGGGUGUGGCAAAAUGGAAGAAGAAAUAUGCUGUUAUGAGGCAAGACGCACUCCAUCUGUAUGAGGGACAGGAUGAUAAUGGUCGUGGUGAAGAUGAGAGUCACACAGUAUAUCUAACUAAAUACAAAGAAUGCAUUUACGUUGUGGAUAAGAAGGGAAAAAAGAAAGGAGGAUUUGCUCUGGUGCCAGCUGAUUCCACUUACGAACAGUGGGUGCUUUCAUGUGAUGACACUAACGAGCAAGAGAAAUGGAUUAAUCAACUCAAUCAAGCAAUAUCCGGUGAUGUCAUCACUAUCAUUAACAUCAAUUUGGAUGAAGUAACCGUUGAGACGCCAGCUUUGAAACACUUGGGUAAAUCCAGACCUAAAUGUAAAGGAAGAAGAGCUCCCAGUAAGAGACCUAGAAUGGACAUGUAUGAUUCCUAUCAGAAUGGCGAAUGUUCAAGUGAUGAAAUGGAGGGUGUUACAACGACAGACUCGGACACUCCUGCUAAGAAAGCACGCUCAGAUCUUGCCCUAACCACCCCACCAGUUACAACACCAGAUGAGUCUAAAGCUGGUGGUGCCAAAGCUUUCUUCCGUGGAAUAGGUCUUAAAGUCAGUACAGCUCUUGGACGUCAGAAAUCCACAGGUGCCAAAACACCACAAUCUCCAGAGCCAGGGGCUAAGGAAGAAGCACCUCUUCUAGACAUCCCACCGGAAGAGAGAAUGUCACUAAGUGCUCUACUGCGUACUUUACAAAAUAUAGAGACCACGUCUGGGACAAUCAUCAACAAAGCAGCAGCCUUGCGAGUUUUGUUUCAAGGCUCUGCGGCAGAUUCAGCGGGUCUUGGCAAGCCAGCUGGUGAAGUAGAAAAGGGACUUGAAGGAAUGACAUCCGCCCUGGAGCACCUCAGCUUUGCUGAAAACUUACAACUGAAGGUGAAGGAAAAUGAAGAGAGUGAAAGGUUGAUGAAAGAGGAGAUUGCCAGGAAAAAGAAGGAGAAACAAGAGGCUCUAUUGAGGCAGGAAGAAGAAGAACAGCGACAGAAGGAAGCUGAGCAGAGAAGACAAGAUGAAGAAGAACAAGAACAGAAAGAUGAAGAGGACAGACAGAAAGAAGAAGAUAGGUUGAAGGAGGAGGAGCAAGCCAGAAAGGCUAAAGAGGAGGCUCUUCGGCUUGCUGAAGAGGCUCAAGCUGAAGAAGAGAAGAUUUGGGAAUCUAGUGAUGAGAAGAAUGAAUCAGCAGAGAUGGUUGAUCAAGAUGAGCCAUCUGCCCAAGAUGCAACCCAAGACACAACCCCAGAAAGCCCUGAGGCCAAGGAAAGUUCACCCGACAACACUGAACCCAUGAUUGUUGAAAACGGAAAAGAAAAUAGUGUCGCUGAGGAUGAAGCAGCAGAAGAGACAACGGAAGGAGGUGACACAACAGAAAAUGGAGGUGAUAAAGAAAGAUGUACGUAAGUCUCCAACAGUCAAAGAUGACUCGGAUAUUCACUUGUAACUCACUGUUCAGGCUGACACAACAUUUGCUCUUAAAAAUGUACAGUAGUUUGAAAGGGGUUCCCAAGAUAGCCUUAUUGUCAUGAAUUAGCUAUCUUGUUUGAUUCCACCUCCCUUUAAAAUCAGUGUAAGGCUGUUUUUGAAACGACGACUUUAGCUACAGUUGCGGCUAGAUCUCUCAUGUCUGCCUAUUCUUCAACACUGGCAGACGCGCUGAUCUAGCCGUAGCUGUAGCCGAAGGCGCCGUUUCAGACACAGCCUAUCCAAAGCAGGGAGGGAAGAUAGUCUGGCUGCGUUUUGAGUAAUGACACUCACUGCUAUGGUGUCGUGUCCAUACAGGGAACAUAACCAAGAUGGUUUGCACCAUGAUGACAAGCUUGUGUUGUUAAAUGAAAAUAUUGAGUGAAAUUAAACAAAUUGUUUGAUUGUAAAUCUUGACACAGCUUUGAGCGUCAUGCAGGAGGCAGAGUCAAUUAGCCGUUUAAAUUUUAGAUUUUAAUUUUGUUUGGUACAAUUAUAUGCUGGAUCACAAGUUACUGCUUUGAAUUCCUCUGAUAGUGGCAGAGGCUAUGUCACAUGAUUCGGGUAAGCUUUUGCGUAUUACAUUCUGAAUGAAUGUGUAUGUCACAAUGGUACCAGGGUUUGCUCAUCUGGAGGUUGCAAUGAAAUAGCUUGCCCCUGACCAUUUUAACAUACCAACUAUUACUAAAGUCUGAGGAAUUCAAAUGUCAGUAGUUACUUGUAACUAAGCAAGUCAUUGUACCAGACAUUAUUCCAAUCUAGCUUGCAAAUUGCUUAUUUGCAACAAUUGCUUUUAUACCCCAAUCUUUACUCUGGUGCCCUAAAAAAAACGUGACAAAAUGCUUUGACUGCUUGAUGACAAGAUAGAGGACUUGGGCUGAAAUGGGAAAGUUCACUGGACGCCAAUUUAGCAAGCUACCCUUUUGAUGAAACAGUUGAUCAGUGCAGAUGACCAUCAAUAUCAAUUGUAUAAUAAAACAAUUGUGAGCUGAAUUGGUGCCCAUGCAACAUUCUUGUUUCACGCUCCAAGACUUCGGCGCUCUAUAGUCUUUGCUAUUGAUGCUUAAGCAAUAGUAGGAUACUGACGUUUUUGUACUUACCAUUCUAAUAUAAGUUAGUAUGAUUUCUUUGCUCUGCUGCGCAAAUUGCUUAGUAAUUUGCAUGCCUUUUUAGACUUUCAGAGCCCACAUUUUUAGAACUAGAAAUGCCUACAACUGUUAACAAUUGUUUUUGAGCACUGCUUUGUUGUGCAGAUGUUCUUCAUUUUUUACAGGUAUCUUUCAAAGCUGGAGAUGUGGGAACCAGCUAUUAACAUUUUCACCAUAGGAUGGCCGGUAACCUUUUUCUACACAUUUUGUGUGUCAACCAAUUAUUGGUGUGCCUGAAAUUGGCCUAGUGCAACAGUUUGCCCAGUCUCCAGUCAGAAAACACUUUUUUAUUGUCCAGCUUUUGGCCUUUGAAAUGUGCCCAAAGACAUUGUACAUACAUUUUGUGCUUUUUUAACAAAACUUAUGGCCUUGCCCCUUAUACAAAAAAAUCCUGUACUGUUUUAUAAAAAAAGAUUAAGAAAUUUGUUUGUCAUGUUGCUUAUUAAUCACUUUACCGUGGCGUUAAACUUUAUUGUGAACAUAUGCAAUACAUUUUACAAAUUCAACUUGACAGUUAUACAAAUGCUUCAAUAAAACGAUGUACUUUUUGUGUACUUAAUAUUUUUAAUUUUUGUAAAUUUAAGUCUCCUUUGUACGGCAAUUUUUUUAGAUGGGAUUUAAUUUUGAAAUAAAUAUCAAUAGAAUUUGUACUUAGGCAUUUACAUGAAAUAGUUAUACUCAGAACAAGUAUUUUUAAACAGAAUUACAUUUUCCAGUUAAGAGGGAUUUUUUUUAACGCAUAUUCAGUUAAAAUUAAGUAGUUUACGUUUAACGAUACAUGUACACGCACAUGUACAUGUAGUUAUAUUCAUGUACAUGUAUUAGAGCAAUAUUCAAAGUAUGUUAAAUGUUUAAGAUUUUUGUUCAAUAGUUUAAACUAACUUUAUUUGUACUUGUUGUGAUGUACUGUUGCCUUUCAUACCAAAGUCAACACCAGUGGUCCUGAAGCAUACUUGCAAGUUGCCUUGUUUAAUGGUUGCUCUUAAAGACACUGGACACUAUUGGUACUGACUAUAGUCUUCUCAGUUGGUGUAUCUCAACAUAUGCACACA